Brassica rapa (field mustard) is the source of this 758-nucleotide messenger RNA. RefSeq lists its product as uncharacterized. The record is from RefSeq and is a predicted model, not a curated record. NCBI's taxonomy places the organism in Eukaryota, Viridiplantae, Streptophyta, Magnoliopsida, Brassicales, Brassicaceae.
CUCUGCAAGAAACACAGACACACGUCUCUCCCAAGUCUCAACAACCAAUCAUCGAUCAGCUCAGUUCACAUUCUAUUUUCUCUGGGUAUCUUCAAGUCCGUUGGUUAAAGAAACGUCAUGCACAUGUCUCUUAUGUUGGGUUGUUCUAAUGGCACCGUCGCGAUCGCAACGGCCAUGGUUUUCUCAAGCACUGCUCUGUUUCUCGCGACGGCUCGUCAGUUCUAUGGGAAUCAAACCUCGCAGGUUCGUGAUCAGACUCCACCAUCACCACUCCUCCGUUCUUGUCUAUCUUCUUCAGAGGCAAUGAAGAAACAUAGGAGUAAGAAGAAGAAAGUUAGGUUCGCGGAGAAUGUGAAAGAUACGGAAGGGAACGGGAAAGAGUACCGGAAGAGGAGGGAGUUGAGUCGGAGAAUAGUACAUGAGUCAGUGACUCAACCGGGGAAAACCGGUUCGGUUUGUGGAAUAUCCACGAUGCCAGCGAACCGGAUGGCUCUGUACAAUGGGAUUCUCAGAGACCGAUCUCACAGAACUCAGUGUUCUUAUUGACUUUUCUUCUUGGACCAAACAAAGUCAAUAUAUUUAGGUUUGAAAAUUGUAGUAGGUGGCUUCUUUUGUUCAUACUAGUAGCUGUACUGCUGUAGUAGUAUGUGGACUUCUUCUUCUCUGCUUUUUCUAGUUAUUUGUUAUAAAAUCAAAGUGACAAUGUAAAAACCAUAGAAUUGAUAUUGAUUGUAGUAAACUUGCAUUUGUUUGGCUAA